Messenger RNA from Euleptes europaea (tarantolino), 2479 nucleotides. RefSeq names its product component of oligomeric golgi complex 5 (gene COG5). The record is from RefSeq and is a predicted model, not a curated record. NCBI's taxonomy places the organism in Eukaryota, Metazoa, Chordata, Lepidosauria, Squamata, Sphaerodactylidae. Gene Ontology annotation, biological process: intra-Golgi vesicle-mediated transport. The transcript has 22 exons. Gene Ontology annotation, cellular component: COG complex. The coding region runs from base 1 to 2418 and encodes 805 amino acids.
AUGGGGCACUUGCUAGGAGACGAAUGUUAUGCUGACUUUUUAAGAGAAGACUUUGAUGUAAAAGCGUACACCUCCCAAUCUAUUCAUCAAGCAGUUAUUGCUGAACAGUUGGCAAAACUUGCUCAGGGGAUCAGUCAGCUGGAUAAGGAACUCCAUUUGCAAGUUGUUGCAAGGCAUGAGGACUUACUGGCUCAAGCCACAGGCAUAGAAUCUUUGGAAGGUGUUCUUCAGAUGAUGCAGACGAGAAUAGGUGCCCUACAAAGCACCGUUGACCGGAUCAGAGCCAAAAUUAUCGAUCCCUACAAUAAAAUAGUGUCUCGUACUGCACAGUUAGCGAGGCUUCAGGCUGCCUGUGACUUGCUGCGGAGAAUAAUACGCAUCUUGUAUCUCAGCAAGAGACUUCAAGGGCAGCUGCAGGGAGGAAGCCGGGAGAUAACAAAAGCUGCUCAGAGUCUCAAUGAGCUUGAUUACCUUUCUCAAGGAAUAGAUCUCUCCGGAAUAGAAGUGAUUGAAAAUGACCUGCUUUUUAUUGCAAGAGCUCGACUGGAGGUGGAAAAUCAGGCUAAACGUUUGCUCGAGCAAGGAAUUGAGACUCAGAAUCCUACUCAAGUUGGAACUGCUCUUCAAGUUUUCUAUAAUUUGGGAACCUUAAAAGACACAAUUAUGAAUGUUGUAGAUGGAUAUUGUGCAUCCUUGGAGGAGAACAUCAACAAUGCCUUGGAUAUUAAAGUUUUGACUCAGCCUUCACAAACAGUGGUUCGAGGUGGCCCAGGGCGAGCAGCUAUGCCAACACCAGGAAACACAGCAGCCUUUAGAGCAGCUCUGUGGACAAACAUGGAAAAAUUGAUGGAUCAGAUCUGUGCCGCUUGUGGACAGGUGCAGCACCUGCAGAAAGUAUUGUCCAAGAAAAGAGAUCCUGUUACACACGUGUGUUUCAUUGAUGAGCUAGCCAAGGAUGGCCAGUCGGACAUUUUGUAUACAUUUUGGACAGCUGUAACUCGGACUCUUGCCUCCCAGUUUCAGACGGCAACAGACUCUUCCAUGUUUCUGAAACAAGCUUUUGAAGGUGAAUAUCCUAAAUUACUGAGGCUCUAUAAUGAUUUGUGGAAGCGCCUUCAACAAUACAGUGAAAACAUUCAAAGACAUUUUAAUACAAAUGGAACUACAGAAAACUUUGUUGAACUUCAGCAGUUGGAAGAUGAUGCACAUGACCUAUUCAUGCAAAAGAAACAAGAUUAUGAUCCAGAAACGGCCUUGAAAGACUCCCUGCAACCUUACGAAGCCGCCUACUUGUCGAAGUCGUUAUCUCGACUCUUUGACCCCAUCAACCUUGUCUUUCCCCCUGGGGGUCGCAAUCCUCCUUCGACUGAUGAGCUUGACAGCAUCACCAAAACCAUUGCAAGUGAGCUAAAUGUGGCUGCUGUGGAUCCAGACCUCAGCCUGGCAGUAUCUAAAAAUGUGGCAAAGACUAUACAACUGUAUGGUGUGAAGUCUGAGCAGCUUCUCUCUACACAAGGAGAUGCCAGCCAAGUGAUUGGACCAUUAACUGAAGGACAAAGACGAAAUGUUGCUGUAGUUAAUUCACUGUACAGGCUACACCAGUCCGUUCUAAAAGUAGUCUCCAACCAAAGUACAUUUCCAGCAGCUUCUGAGCAAAAUAUUAACACAGCCUUGAAGACAGUCCAUGAUUUGAUGGGAAACGCUGUGCAACCUUUACUGAACUCAGUCGGAGACUCGAUAGAAGCUAUAAUCAUCACCAUGCAUCAGGAGGACUUCUCUGGGUCCCUGCCUACUUCAGGAAAGCCUGACGUUCCUUGUUCGCUCUACAUGAAAGAGCUGCAAGGCUUUAUAGCCCGAGUUAUGAACGACUACUUCCGACACUUUGAAUGCUACGACUUUGUUUAUGAGAGCACCGAAGUCAUCGCACAGAGAGCGAUCGAACUUUUCAUUCGCAACGCCAGCCUGUUACGGUCUCUGGGUGAAGGAGGGAAAAUGCGGCUUGCGGCUGACUUUGCACAGAUGGAGUUAGCUGUGGCCCCCCUCUGCAGACGGGUCUCUGAUCUGGGAAAACCUUACAGGCUCUUGAGAUCAUUCAGACCACUACUGUUCCAGACAAGUGAGCAUAUUGCUAAUAGCCCAGCGCUGGGAGAUAUCAUUCCAUUAAGUACUAUCCUUCAGUUCUUAUUUACAAGAGCGCCACCUGAUUUGAAAUCCCCAUUCCAGAGAGCCGAAUGGACCGUUGCCCGUUAUUCCCGAUGGCUUGAUGACCAUCCCUCUGAGAAGGACAGGCUCAUUUUAAUCAGAGGUGCCCUGGAAGCUUAUGUGCAAUCAGUAAGAAGUAGAGAAGAAAAGGAAUUUGCUCCAGUCUAUCCCAUAAUGGUGCAGCUGCUGCAGAAAGCCAUGUCUGUGCUUCAAUAGAAAUGUCUCUUGAAGACAUACUCAUCAGCAAUGGUAGGGGACUGCUUUAGAAUCUAAAUUG